This is a messenger RNA of Sarcophilus harrisii (Tasmanian devil), 2240 nucleotides long. It is a transcript of the gene DUS4L, whose product is annotated as dihydrouridine synthase 4 like. The transcript is spliced from 6 exons. Gene Ontology annotation, molecular function: flavin adenine dinucleotide binding; tRNA dihydrouridine synthase activity. The record is from RefSeq and is a predicted model, not a curated record. NCBI's taxonomy places the organism in Eukaryota, Metazoa, Chordata, Mammalia, Dasyuromorphia, Dasyuridae. The coding region runs from base 561 to 1562 and encodes 333 amino acids. Gene Ontology annotation, biological process: tRNA processing.
UCAGGUCCUCCUGAUUUCAGGGCUGUUGCUCUAUCCAUCUAGGUGCCCCAAAACUGAUCUUGGAAGAUCAGGAAAAAACUUUGUCAACAAAUCUGACUCAAUUAAUGGCAUGCAAACUUUAUAUAUGUGUGUGUGUGUGUGUGUGUGUGUGUGUGUGUGUGUGUGUGCAGAUAUAUGUUCCUUACAUGAGGGAUAACUCAUGGAAUAUCCCAUAUGCUAUGAUGCUAUUCACAUGAUUUCAGAUAAACCUGGGGGAAAGCUCACAUCAUGUCCAGUGAAAGCCCCAAGCCAAAACUGGAAAAAGACUAAGAAGAGAACUGCACAAGAUAAAAUGAUAUAUAUGGGUUUUGAUCUCUAUUAUUUGUCCUACAUCAGUAAAAUUACAGAUUCCUUGUAAUAUUAGAAUUUGCAUAUUACUUUCUUUUGGUAGGAAAUAAGCCCAUUGAAAGCCCAAAUUGUUUUGUCAAUAUAUUCCUCAUUGCCUAAGAAAAUGGCUUUCCUAUAAUAGGCCUUUAAUAAACAUGUACUAGAAGUAUAUCUAAUAAAAAGCAUGUUUCUAUAUGAAAACCGAUUAUCUUUUUCAGAAUUUUUUUUUAAAACUGGUAUUCAUGAGUAGUGAUUACACAAAAACUGUACAAUGCCAAGAAAGAAUAAGAGAUCCACUGGAAAUGUUUCAUUCUGGGCACCUGGUAAAAAUAUGUGCUCCUAUGGUUCGAUAUUCAAAAUUGGCUUUCAGGACACUAGUGAGAAAAUACAACUGUGAUCUGUGUUAUACUCCAAUGAUAGUUGCUGCUGAUUUUGUCCGAUCUAUAAAAGCCAGAGAUAGUGAAUUCACCACAAACAAAGGUGAUUGUCCGCUGAUUGUUCAAUUUGCUGCUAAUGAUGCACAACUUUUAUCUGAUGCUGCCCGAAUAGUCUAUCCUUAUGCGAAUGGAAUAGACAUUAACUGUGGUUGUCCUCAGAGAUGGGCCAUAACAGAAGGAUAUGGAGCAUGUUUAAUAAAUAAACCUGAACUUGUUCGAGAUAUGGUUAAACAAGUAAAAAGUCAAGUGGAAAAUCCAAAGUUUUCAGUGUCCAUUAAAAUAAGGAUCCAUGAUGAUCUUACAAGAACUGUAGAUCUUUGUCGGAAAGCUGAAGCAACGGGAGUUUCCUGGAUUACAGUUCAUGGAAGAAAUAUUGAAGAAAGACACCAGCCAGUACACUAUGAUGCAAUUAAAAUAAUUAAAGAAAAUGUAUCUGUACCUAUAAUUGCUAAUGGAGACAUUAAAAGUUUAAAGGAAGCAGAAAAUGUUCAGGAAAUAACUGGGACAAAUGGUAUAAUGGUUGCAAGAGGACUUUUAGCAAAUCCUGCUAUGUUUGCUGGAUAUAAAGAAACUCCUUUGAAAUGCAUCUGGGAUUGGGUUGACAUUGCUCUUGAGCACGGCACACCUUUUAUGUGCUUUCAUCAUCAUUUAAUGUACAUGAUGGAAAGGAUAACAUCAAAGCAAGAAAAAAAGGUGUUUAAUGCUCUGUCAAGUACAACUGCAGUUUUAGAUUAUCUUACAGACCAUUAUAGCAUGUAAAAACUGUGUCAGAUAUAUAAUGUAUUGUUUAUAUUUGACAAAAAUAAAUUGUGGGAGUUUUUAAUGCUUGAUUUCUUUAAAUCUUAAAUAGUUCACAAAAAAUGUUCACUAGUAAUGUCAUUUUAUGAUUUUUUCUGAAAUCAUAAUUCAUAUUUUUUGAGAAAAACAUUUUAAAGUAAAACAUUCAUGAUUUUAAUAUAACUCCUAUAAGUGGAUAUAAAAAUUGUUGCAAAUUUAUUAACGAAAAUAACUGCAAAGAAAUUAUAGAAACAGCACAAAAAUCCUUAGAAGUGGAAAACUAAAAUUUUGUAUAAAAUUGCUCCUACAGAGUGACACAAGUUCCAUUUGAAAAACCAAAUUCAUAGUGUUAUUGAAUUCUACAUUUAUGGAAGCAAAUUUAAAAUAAGUUCCAUUAAAAUUAGUCAUUUUAAUCAGAUUUACAGGUUUCUAACACAUAUAUCCAAGACUUCUUGAAAUUCUAAAAAUGGCAUUAACAAUUUCUAGAACUUUCAGUCAUUUGGGAAAUUGAAAGAACUUGAUAAACACAUAUUCCUGAAAAACUUAAAUGGCAUUCCCUUUACCAUCUUUGAAAUACUUUCCUAGCUGAAAUGUCUAUAUUGUCAUCUUAAGGAUGAAUGUUUUUAGUGAUGGAUGGUAAAAGAUUAAGCCCAUCAUACU